Messenger RNA from Mytilus californianus (California mussel), 1718 nucleotides. RefSeq lists its product as uncharacterized. The transcript has 7 exons. The coding region runs from base 284 to 1537 and encodes 417 amino acids. The record is from RefSeq and is a predicted model, not a curated record. NCBI's taxonomy places the organism in Eukaryota, Metazoa, Mollusca, Bivalvia, Mytilida, Mytilidae.
AGUACAACUAAAAAUUUCUGUCAGUGGGCCUAAAUAUGUCCAAACCCAACAAAAGAUAUUACUGUUUUGUACCUCAAAUACAGACUCGAAAGAUUCGGCAGUUUCUUUUCAUGUUUACAAUCAGUUUUACACAAAAAUAUAUAAAAAUGCGAGCGGUUGCUUCUCAAGCUUAGAUUCAUCAAUUUGCCAGAAUGGUGAAUGUCAGUGCUUUUCGGAUGGCAGAAGUUUCAUUUUACAAUACGUUGCAGAGUUAACAAGUGGAGUCCUACAAUUUAGCUGUUCUAUGGAUUUUAAGAUCUCCGGUACCUUAUCAGAUUGCCUUUUUGUGACUGUAGUUGAUAUUAGUGGUCCUUUCAUUACAUCUGAUAAAGACUUUCCACUAUCUGCCGGUAGUGUUGUUGAAUUGACAUGCAAAGCUAUUUCCAGAGGUUAUGUACUCGACAUGUAUAUGAAUUGUCUUGAAACAGUUGUUAAAACAAACAAGAGUAUUAAUGAUACAUACGUUGCUAAACUUUCACAAAUAGUGACGUCAUCAGAUAACGGAACACUUUGUACAUGUAAAACAUCAAGUGUCAUUACCACCUCAUCGUCAAUCAAACUACAUAUAAUCAGAGCUCCAAUUCUCGAUACAAUUGAUAUGGUUUUCUGCAACAACACGGACUCAGUCAUUUUAACAUGCCGUGUCAGCGGUGAAAUGUCAGAAUUUGGAUUUUCACCUUGGGAGCACAUAUUUAAUGGUACAUAUAUACGAUCUCUCACAGGAAAUGUUACAGGAAAUGUCUCAUUUUUGUCAAUCGAUUAUUGUACUUAUGAAGACAAUGGUGAAUACAUAUGUGAAGCAUGGAACAAAGACUCUCAACAGAUAUUCCGUCAAAAAAGUUCUACCAAUGUAAUCGUUAAAGGUCCUCCGAUUGUAGUUGACCAAACUGUUACAAUGAGUACAACGGUAACAUUAUCUGCUAAGUUCUUAUCAAUGCAAAGUCCGCACAACCCGAAAUGGUAUCAUAAAGAUAGGUUGCUGCCAAACUCAACACGAUAUCACCAAAACACUUCGAAAAACAUUAUAGUGAUACAAAUGCAUGGGCAAAUUUUAACCUUCAACGGUUACAUCGCAAACCUGACAGUGGUCAAAGAAGACAUCGGAAGGUUCAAAUUCCUGCUAUUGCUUGGAAAUGAUUUUGGAACAGCAAAAUUCAUAUUUGAAUUAAACAAUCAUGACAAUGGUUCUGAGGUUUUUAACAUUAGACUGUUUAGCUUGAUAUCACUUGCAGUUUUCUUGUUUUUGGUGUCUGUUAUUGUAUCAACUGUCUUGGUCUACCGACAAAGAAGAGAUUCAGAAAGGAAAUCUGCCUCAAGAGCAAUAUACUUUGCUGCGGCAGGACAGACAAACAAUGUAAAUAUUUAUGAUGUGACUUCUUCUCUCUAUGAAGAAAUUAAUGAUGGCGACUUAGUACCUGAACAUUCAAAUCCAGGUGUUAUGAAUGACGCAGAUGAUUACCAAGAAGAUGAUGUCGGACAAUAUCUUGAAUUAGAAUGAUUUCAUUUUUGUUUCAUUUUUGUAUGCCAAUUGCAUUUAGGACCAACUGAAAUUCCACUUUAGACGUUGGUCCAUUAUUCGGAAUAAUAUGUUCUUUGGUCAAAUUGCAAGGAUUAUUUUGAUGUGAAUUAUUCAUAUUACUUAAAUUCACGUAGUUCAUUAAAAUAGAUAUUAAUGCUAA